Molecule: messenger RNA, 1051 nt
Organism: Sorghum bicolor (sorghum)
Lineage: Eukaryota; Viridiplantae; Streptophyta; Magnoliopsida; Poales; Poaceae
Product: 60S ribosomal protein L10-1
Exons: 4
Coding region: 143-817 (224 amino acids)
Biological process (GO): ribosomal large subunit assembly; translation
Cellular component (GO): cytosolic large ribosomal subunit; ribosome
Molecular function (GO): structural constituent of ribosome
Source: RefSeq, a predicted model, not a curated record
ACACCACACAGAAGCGCACGCCACUCGUCUCACCGGCCACCGCAUAUAUAAUCCAGGCCCUCCAAAGUCCAAACCCUAGUGUCUACCGGGUUCUUCCCUGCCGCCGCCGCGUUCUCCACGUCGACUCGCCUCCGCCGUCGCCAUGGGGAGGAGACCAGCAAGAUGCUACCGCCAGAUCAAGAACAAGCCAUACCCGAAGUCAAGGUACUGCCGUGGUGUCCCUGACCCCAAGAUCAGGAUCUAUGAUGUUGGGAUGAAGAAGAAGGGAGUGGAUGAGUUCCCCUUCUGCGUCCACCUGGUGAGUUGGGAGAAGGAGAAUGUUUCCAGUGAGGCUCUUGAGGCUGCCCGCAUUGCUUGCAACAAGUACAUGACCAAGAGUGCCGGGAAGGAUGCCUUCCACCUGAGGGUGAGGGUCCACCCAUUCCAUGUCCUUCGUAUCAACAAGAUGCUUUCAUGUGCUGGGGCUGAUCGGCUCCAGACUGGAAUGAGGGGUGCUUUUGGCAAGCCCCAGGGUACCUGCGCUCGUGUGGACAUUGGUCAGGUCCUCCUUUCUGUGCGCUGCAAGGAAAGCAAUGCUAAUCAUGCUGAAGAAGCCCUCCGCCGUGCCAAAUUCAAGUUCCCUGGCCGCCAAAAGAUCAUCCGCAGCAGGAAGUGGGGUUUUACCAAGUUCACCCGUGCUGAGUAUCUGAAGUACAAGAGCGAGGGUAGGAUUGCACCUGAUGGUGUCAAUGCUAAGCUGCUCGGUGUUCAUGGUCCCCUCUCUAAGCGUGCCCCGGGGAAGGCAUUCCUUGCAGAGAACAUUCAAGCGUCUGCGUAGACUUAUCCUUCUGCCAAUUGGAACUCCAGAUAUUCAGGAUAUUCUGCUUAGUCUAAUUUUCUAUGCUAGAACUUUGUUAAUGGCUAUUGCUUGCAGCAUGAUCUACUUGUGUAGCCCAGUUUCAUAUGGUGGUUAAAUAUUCAUAAUAGAUUGUUUGAACCCUUACUAUGUAAUCCUUGUUAACAAGUCUACAUCCUGCUCAUUUGAGUGGAUAUGGUUGGUUCUGUCAAGUUA